Mercenaria mercenaria is the source of this 506-nucleotide messenger RNA. RefSeq names its product probable E3 SUMO-protein ligase RNF212. Lineage: Eukaryota; Metazoa; Mollusca; Bivalvia; Venerida; Veneridae. The record is from RefSeq and is a predicted model, not a curated record. Gene Ontology annotation, biological process: reciprocal meiotic recombination; protein sumoylation; homologous chromosome pairing at meiosis. Gene Ontology annotation, molecular function: SUMO transferase activity. Gene Ontology annotation, cellular component: synaptonemal complex.
UUUUUUGCUUUGUCACAUUUCAGAAAGACUAUGGGAGAUUGGUUACACUGUAAUACUUGCUAUAAACAGCCUGGAGAUGGUAGGGGCUAUUUUCUCACCAACUGUGGUCAUUUAUAUUGUGAAGGAUGCCAGAACAAAGGUUGGAUGGAAAAAUGUCUUCUCUGUGGAACAAAUAAACCAUCAGCACUAAAACUGACUUCAAAGCUAACCCCACCAGUAGAUGCUUAUUUUGCAGAACCAAUUAAAAUGUUGAAGCAAAUCUACUCUGAGAUGAAACAAGUUAUUGCAACUAUGGAGUUUCAGCAUCAUCAGAGAAAGAGAUAUGUUUCUCAGCUGCAGAAGAUUGUGUCAAAUCAGAGAGAAAUUGUGGAACAGCAUGAGAGGGAUUUGAAGGCAAAGAUCAGAGUAAAAGUUGACACCAUGGAAAAAGAAAACACAAAGCUGAAAGAAGAAAAUUGCUAUUUAAAGAGGCUUAUCAGUGAAAAGAGUCAUGGAAGUAUAAUGAG